Molecule: messenger RNA, 519 nt
Organism: Argentina anserina (silverweed cinquefoil)
Lineage: Eukaryota; Viridiplantae; Streptophyta; Magnoliopsida; Rosales; Rosaceae
Product: putative B3 domain-containing protein At1g78640
Exons: 1
Coding region: 1-519 (172 amino acids)
Molecular function (GO): DNA binding
Source: RefSeq, a predicted model, not a curated record
AUGGAAGUUAUGCGGUAUGAAACAGCAACAGUAACACCAUCCUCGUCGGUGUUUUUCGACAGCACUGACGACACAGCUAGAGAGAUAGGAGCUGCAGAGGAACUGGACUACAAUGAUGAUGAUGCAAGCAGCAGGCUAAGACAGAAUUUUGCCGCGAUUAUGAGACUCCGUGGCGCUUGGUAUAAGAAAACGCUCAAAGUUAAUGAUGUUAGCGAAAGCCGGAGUGCGGUGGCGGUGAGCAGGAGGUGGGUGGUUGAGCAGGUCUUGCCUUUCUUGGAAGAGGGCGCCGCCGCGAGAGUGGUGCGUGGAUGGAGUGAGAGAGUUGUUGUUCACGACUGUGAGCUAGACUCGCUGCAUGUUUUGUACUUGAGGAAACUGAAAACGGGGAAGUAUGUCUUCGCUGGGAGGUGGAGAGAUGAGUUUGUGAUUAGGAGAAAUUUGAAGAAGGGUGAUAGUAUCCGUCUGUGUUGGCACAAGAAGAAAUCCAUGUUCAGUUUUACUGCUUUUUGUCGGACCUAG